CCCCCUGUAACAGCCUCGUGGGUUCUGGAAGCAUGGGGAGAUGCUCUAGGGCGUAUCACACACCGGUGUUUCUGGACUAAGUCUCCUUCCAUAAAGGCUAAGUCUCCUUCCAUAAAGAAGUGGAGAGGAACUGUUUCUGUGGCACGGAGACUUGAGUGGCAGGGCUUUGCCAUGGGACGUGGAGACAUAGUCUCUCACAGAGAGAAGAGAAUGCAGGGGACAUGGGUCUUUGACUGGGGCAGUGGGCCAGGACCCCUGUGGUGAUUUUUUUAAAGAGCGCUUACCCGCUGCAGUAGAGUGGAUUCCGACUCAUAGCGACCCUGUAAGACAGAGUAGAACUGCCCCAUACGGUUUGCAAGGAGCACCUGGUGGAUUCGAGCUGCUGACCUUUUGGUUAGCAGCCGUAGCUCUUAACCACUAUGCUGCCAGGGUUUCCAAAGCGAGCUUAUACAUGUUCAAAUCAGUCAUGCAAGUGUGUUUUAAUGUGGGCACAUGUUCCUGAGGCCAUGGGAACUGAUGAGACUGUGGGGAAAGGGACACUUCCUCCUCUGCUCAUGUGCACAAAACCCUGCCCCAGCAAAUCCUCCAGUCCUGCCCAACCCACCAUGGGCUCCAGGCUCCACCGCUGGGUGGCCCUCUGCUUCCUGGGGGCAGGUGAGUCCCUGGACACCAAUGUGUGUGGUGUGUGUGCCUGUAUGGUAUGUGUGUAUGCACAAUAUAUGUGGUGUGUAUGUGUGUGUGCAUGUGUGGUUUGUGUGUGGCUGUAUGUGGUUAGUGUAUGUGUGGUAUGUGUGAUGUGUGUGUCUGUCUGUCUGUGUGGUGAUUCCCGUCAUUGUUCCCAUUCUGUUCCCAGCACGUGUCUCCUCAGGUCACAGAGGUGCUGGACUCUCCCAGCCCCCAAGCACAGGGUCACAAAGAGGGGCCAGACUGUAGCCAUCAGGUGUGAUCCAAUUUCUGGUCAUGCUGGCCUUUUCUGGUACCGACAGAUCCGGGGGCAGGGCCUGGUGCUCCUGACUUAUUUCCAGAAUAAAGAUGAAGCAGACAAAUCGGGGAUGCCUAAGGAUUGGUUCUCAGUGGAGAAGCCUGAUGGAUCAUCUUCCACGCUGAGGAUCCAGGCUGUGGAACCAGGGGACUUGGCCGUGUACCUCUGUGCCAGCAGCUUAGCCACAGCGUGGCAUGGCCACCUCCUUCCUUCAGAGCGCCCUGGGCCUGGGACCCUGGGGGAAGGCUACCCAAAUGUCCAUUGGAGAAGGGGCUCUGAGGAAGAGGAGGAUUAG
Messenger RNA from Loxodonta africana (African savanna elephant), 1277 nucleotides. RefSeq lists its product as uncharacterized. The coding region runs from base 420 to 1277 and encodes 285 amino acids. Lineage: Eukaryota; Metazoa; Chordata; Mammalia; Proboscidea; Elephantidae. Gene Ontology annotation, biological process: cell surface receptor signaling pathway. The transcript has 3 exons. The record is from RefSeq and is a predicted model, not a curated record. Gene Ontology annotation, cellular component: plasma membrane.